Messenger RNA from Penicillium brevicompactum, 1977 nucleotides. Its product is annotated as putative nucleoporin Nsp1. NCBI's taxonomy places the organism in Eukaryota, Fungi, Ascomycota, Eurotiomycetes, Eurotiales, Aspergillaceae. The transcript has 3 exons. Gene Ontology annotation, cellular component: nuclear pore; nuclear pore central transport channel. Gene Ontology annotation, biological process: RNA export from nucleus; protein import into nucleus. Gene Ontology annotation, molecular function: structural constituent of nuclear pore; phospholipid binding. The record is from RefSeq and is a predicted model, not a curated record. Bases 1 to 1977 code for a protein of 658 amino acids.
AUGGCAUUCAACUUCAAUCCACCGGCGUCCACCGGCGCAUCUGGUGGAGGUGUGUUCGGGUCAGCAGGCAACGCAUUCGGUGCCAAUAAGGAUAACAAUGCUUCCGGCACUGGCCUUUUCGGAAACGUUGGAGCUUCAACCGCCGGCACUACCAAGCCUUUGUUUGGAGGAAAUGCCGCCACUGGUCAAAGUACUCCUUCUUUCGGAAAUGCAGGCGCUACCAAUGCGCCCGCUGGUGGCAGCUCGGGCUUCAGCUUUGGCGCACCUAAAACCAGCAGUACCCCGGCCACGGGAGGUCUUUUCGGUGGCGCCGGCAGCCAGACUCCCAACAAGACCGCGGAAUCGACCACACCUGGACAGCCUGCUAGCAGCGGAUUGUUCGGUGCUCCUGCUACCGGAGGCGGAUUGUUCGGUGGUGCUGGCUCCACGGCUACCCCUGCUCCUGCGGGAAACUCUCUGUUCGGCAACAACUCGACCACUCCCGCAGGGCCUCCACCGGGAUCGAACGCCCCAAACAGCCUAUUUGGGGGCGCAAAGCCCGCCUCGGCUACCCCUUCUACCGCAGCAUCUACCACCCCCACUACCUCACAACCAUCUAACAACCUUUUCGGUGGUGCAGCUGCCCCCAAGCCCGCGUUUGGAGGAACCACACCUGCCGCACCUGCGCCUACUGGUAAUCUAUUCGGUGGUCUAAACAAGCCAGCCGAGUCAAGCACUCCCUCGACUGCGGCAGACGCCUCCGCCAAGCCAGGAUUGUUCGGCGCGGCCCCCGGUGGUGCGUCGUCACAGACACCGUCUCUUUUCAACAAAGCGCCAGCCCCAACAGGUGACUCCGCGCCGAAGCCUGCAUUUGCUCUCGGUGGCGCUUCUUCUGCCACAACUUCUAGCACAACCCCUUCUCUUGGGGCCCCGGCCACAUCAGGUGCUACGCCUCAAAAGUCCUUGUUCCCUUCUUUGGGAGGCGCUACGUCCACAGCUGCCCCCUCAACCACACCGGCAGCCGCUUCUGCAACGGGAGGCCUAUUUGGUGGGGCUGGAAGCUCUGCUCCCUCCACAACUUCAGGAACCGCAUCAACUUCCGCGCCUGCUCCCGCUCCACCUGCCCCCACGGGUGGUUUGUUCGGACAGGCUGCAUCUUCUACGGCUUCAAGCAAGCCUUCGACCACUCCUGCAGCCCCCGCCUUCGGGACCCAGACGACUGCCGCUACAGCUGCUCCUGCCACGACUGCAACCACCAGCACUACCGCUCCAACAGGGGCUUCUGCUCUCGGCCAGUCAACUGCUGGUCCUGCCCCUCCCGCACAGUCCCGAUUGAAAAACAAGACAAUGGAUGAAAUCAUUACUCGAUGGGCCACUGAUCUCGGAAAGUACCAAAAGGACUUCCGUGAGCAGGCGGAGAAGGUUUCCGAAUGGGAUCGCCUCCUUGUGGACAACGGCACUAAAGUUCAGAAGCUUUACGGUAGCACUGUUGAUGCAGACCGCGCAACCCAGGAGGUUGAGCGUCAGUUGGCAGCAGUUGAAGGCCAACAGGAUGAGUUGAGCUCAUGGCUGGACCGAUAUGAACGUGAGGUGGAUGAGAUGGUCACCAAACAGGUUGGCCCCGGAGAGUCUCUUCAAGGGCCCGAUCAGGAGCGCGAGUCAACUUACAAAUUGGCCGAAAAGCUCUCAGAGCGCUUGGAUGAGAUGGGCAAGGACCUUACUAGCAUGAUUGAGGAGGUGAACGGCGCUUCAUCCACCUUGAGCAAGACAAACAAAGCGGACGAGCCGAUCUCGCAAAUCGUUCGCAUUCUCAACGCACACUUGUCGCAAUUGCAGGUCAUUGAUCAAGGUACCUCCGAUCUUCAGUCCAAGGUUGCUGCAGCCCAAAAGGCGGGCCAAUCUAUCUCUGCCCGUCUUGGAUACGGAUAUAACAACACUGGCAUGGGCAAUGAUAACACCGCGGAUGACUUCUACCGCUCCUUUAUGCAAGGGCGGUAA